Messenger RNA from Phycomyces blakesleeanus NRRL 1555(-), 1002 nucleotides. RefSeq lists its product as hypothetical. Gene Ontology annotation, biological process: rRNA methylation; transcription initiation at mitochondrial promoter. The transcript has 9 exons. The record is from RefSeq and is a predicted model, not a curated record. Gene Ontology annotation, cellular component: mitochondrial matrix. Gene Ontology annotation, molecular function: mitochondrial transcription factor activity; rRNA (adenine-N6,N6-)-dimethyltransferase activity. NCBI's taxonomy places the organism in Eukaryota, Fungi, Mucoromycota, Mucoromycetes, Mucorales, Phycomycetaceae. Bases 1 to 1002 code for a protein of 333 amino acids.
AUGAACAAGAGAGGAAAGUGUGGUAAUGAAGACAAAGCAGCCAUGUCACUUUCUGGGACAUUACCCAAACUCCCAUCGAUCCGGGAAUUGAUCAAGAUCUAUGGUCUUUCUGCAAAGUCUCAACUCAGUCAAAAUUUUAUUCUUGACAAAAACAUUACAGACAAGAUUGUACGCACAGCCAGCCUCUCAGCCGCUACACCAUUGGUAGUUGAAGUUGGUCCAGGGCCUGGCUUGUUGACACGUUCAAUUCUUGACUCUGGAGCUCCUAAUGUGGUUGCGGUAGAGAAAGAUGAUAGAUUCCAGCCUACUCUUAGGCAAUUGUCUGUGGCUUCAGGGCAUCGUCUCAAGGUUCUUCAAGGAAAUAUGCUAGAGAUACCUCACCAAGAAAUAUUAGCUGCCGGGAACAUGACAACCAAGCCUAUAGAUACUAUUAAUGCACCUAUUCAUAUUAUGGGAAAUUUGCCAUUCAAUGUUGCAUCCCCUUUGUUGGUCCAAUGGUUGCAUAUGCUUGCCAACCGAGAGGGUGUCUUUAAUUGCUAUGAUAGAGAUGUUUGGAUGACACUAAUGUUUCAAAAAGAAGUUGGAGAGCGUCUCAGUGCAGCAACAUCUACAUCCAACAGAGGAAGAUUAGCUGUCAUGGCUCAAAGCCUGUGCCACGUAAAAACAGUCUAUCAAGUACCUUCUACUGUAUUUGUACCAAAACCAAAGGUAGAUGCAAGUGUAGUCCAGUUGAUUCCUAGAAAAAGCUUUUCCGAGAAUGAUAUGGCAGGUGUAUAUCCUGUCCUUGAGAAUAUUCUUCGUUAUUUCUUCACAAAGCGUCGGAAAACAGUAGGCCACAUUUUGAGGCGCCUGAGCAAAGAGCAGCCAGCCACUAGUGCUUUAAUGGCUGAAUUGGAAACUAUAUUAGACUUUAAAGCACGACCCGAAGAUGUCCCCAAUGAACAGUUUUGUGAAGCUGCCAAGCUUUUCCAUCAGCACAACAUUGUCACUCUUCCAUUAUAG